This is a messenger RNA of Nymphaea colorata (pocket water lily), 5661 nucleotides long. Its product is annotated as helicase sen1-like. Gene Ontology annotation, molecular function: helicase activity. NCBI's taxonomy places the organism in Eukaryota, Viridiplantae, Streptophyta, Magnoliopsida, Nymphaeales, Nymphaeaceae. The record is from RefSeq and is a predicted model, not a curated record. The transcript has 10 exons. Bases 487 to 4737 code for a protein of 1416 amino acids.
GCCGGGGAUUUUCCUAUAUAAGGACCCGCAACCCCAACCCCUCCUUUGCCCCCUGCAGUGCUCCUCACGAAUUAACACCUUCACCAAGAACUCUCGCGAGCGAGCUGCCGGCUUCAUCAUUGCAAUUAUCUCUCUCUCUCUCUCUUUCUCUUCUUUCUUCUCUCUCCCUCUCGGCCCCUCCCCCUCCUUGGAGUCCUUCUAGUGUGACAACAUACACAUAGAAGAAUCAUAUGAGAAAAAUUAUCUGCAUAAAGAAAGAAAAGGAGCAUGGUGGUUACUACCUGUUAGAAUCUGAGUGUGUUAAGCAGUUUCUAUGUUUUUUCCAGAAGCUGCUGUUAUAUUCUGAACCAUUUAUGGCAUUAGACUUGGUGAAGAUCUUUGACUUCUUGCCAUUGUCGCCACCACAGCUUGCAGUUUUACCAGUUAAAGGGAUCAAUCAUCUGAAUUUCAUGAAGUCAACAGUUUCCAGUGUUUUAUGUGUUUCAUAUGUGUGAAAUGGGUAGCCGAGGAAGGCCUCUUUUUGAUCUCAAUGAGCCCCCUGCAGAGGAAGAGGAAGAGGGUGAUAAGUUGUUCAGCUGCGAAUCAAAAAGACCACUCCCUUUUCCAAAUCCACAUACCAGCAAUUUGCUAUUUGCUUCAUCUGAAGGGUGUCCACGGCUGGUAAAUAAUAAUGCUUUUUGUCAUGCAUCUUCAGGUUCUGGCUUUCAACCAUUUGUGAGGCCCAAAGAAACUGGUAACUCAAGUGUACAAACUGCUAGUCAGCAGGAACAUGAGGCAUCUGCUGGUCGUGCAAUAGCUGGCAUUGUAUCUGAUGCCCAUGCUCAUAUUGUAAAAGUCGAGAGACGUGACUCUGAAUUUAAUAACUCUGAUGAGCAGAACCAUGAUGUGCCAUUUUGUGAUGGCAGAGAAAGUAAACCUAGAGUUUUUCUUGCUGGUGAUACUAGCAAUGGACAAGUUGAAAGAGAAGAAGGGGAGUGGUCAGACAUGGAUACUACUUCUGACAAUGAGGCGAUCAAUCAUAAGGCAGACCGGGGAUCAGCUUGUACAGGAAACAGUGACAAUGUAGUUGUCAAGAAGCCAGAUGCAACAAAUGACUCCAUCAGCUGUAACCAAAGUUUCGAUGAUGGAAUUGCCAACUCAAAUCACAUUGAAGAUUCUAAAGUUUCUGAUCAAGCAAUGGGGUUCUCCAUGGAUGAUAAAGAACUUGCUGGGAGUGUUAGCCAUGAUUCUAGUGUUAAUCACACUGUUUCAAAGAAAGAAGAUAGUGGUGCUCGUAUAGUGUUGGAGUCUGAACAAACUGAACACGAUGGUAAGAAACGUGGUGAAAACAAUGUUAAAGGCACACCUCAAGAUGGGUUGGAUGAUUGUCAUGGCACUGCGAGCCAAAAGGAUGUGAAAGUGAUUGAUGCAAGCACUGCCUCAAAAUUUUCUAGUCCGAUUAUGAAGAAACACAAAAUUGAUCAGCAUAAAGAAGCAAUGCUUGGAAAGAAGAGGGCCAGACAGACCAUGUUUCUUAACCUGGAGGAUGUUAAGCAGGCCGCAUCUAUGAAAAAUUUAACUCCGAGAAGACAAACAACUUUUUCUUCUGCUGCAUCUACCCGUUCAGCAAAAGAAUCAUCUCGUGUUUCUCAUGUUUCAACUGAUCGGGUUGCAGAGAAGCAAACCAAAGAUCAAAAGAGGGUGGAUUCAUCUGCUCUUGAAGUCAAUGCUCCUUCAGAUUUUCCUGACAACAGAAGGUCUGAAAGCAAUGGUGACACAAAUUUUGGAGGUCAAUCUCGAUCCAGGAGGUCAGACAAUAACGAUUUUUCUGUGGAUGCAUACAUGCCUCCAGGUCCAAGGCAAAAUUCAUGGAAACAACCUUUGGAAUCUAAGCAAGGUAAAGUUGCACCGAUUUCUAGUAGGAAAUUAUCUGAACUUAAUCAGAACAGGGAAUAUGUGGACCAAAAGACCGGGAAUAAAAAACUGCCUCCUUCCAAGAAACAAGUUCAGUGUAAUACAUCUUACCAAGAUACAUCUGUUGAACGGCUUCUGCGGGAGGUGACGAAUGAAAAAUUCUGGCAUCAUCCAGAAGAGACAGAUCUCCAGUGUGUUCCAGGACAGUUUGAAUCUGUGGAGGAGUAUGUUAGAGUUUUUGAGCCUUUGCUUUUUGAGGAGUGUCGUGCUCAGCUUUACAGUACUUGGGAGGAGCUAACUGAAACAGUUUCAAGAGAUGCACAUGUAAUGGUUCGUGUAAAAACUGUAGAUAGACGAGAAAGAGGAUGGUACGAUGUUACAGUGCUUCCAGUGCAUGAGUGUAAGUGGACCUUCAAAGAGGGUGAUGUAGCUGUUCUUUCAACACCUAGGCCUGGGACAGUUAGAUCCAAGAGAAAUAACAAUAAUGGCACUUGCGAAGAUGACUCAGAGUCUGAAGUAACUGGGCGAGUAGCUGGCACUAUUAGGCGGUAUUCACCAAUUGAUAUACGUGAUCCUAUGGGAGCCAUUCUUCAUUUUUAUGUUGGUGACACCUAUGAUUCUAAUAGUAAAUUGGAUGAUGAUCAUGUGUUACGAAAAUUUCUGCCGAAGAGUACUUGGUAUUUGACAGUUCUGGGAUCUCUUGCAACAACUCAACGUGAAUAUGUAGCACUGCAUGCAUUUCGUCGUCUCAAUUAUCAGAUGCAAAAUGCAAUUCUCAAGCCCAGUCCAGAACAUUUUCCAAAAUAUGAGGAGCAGACUCCAGCAAUGCCAGAGUGCUUUACACCCAAUUUUGUGGACUAUUUGCAUCGGACUUUUAAUGGACCACAAUUGGCUGCUAUUCAGUGGGCAGCUAUGCACACAGCUGCUGGUACAAGCAAUGGUGGAAUGAACAAAAAACAGGACCCCUGGCCUUUUACUUUGGUUCAAGGGCCUCCAGGAACUGGAAAAACACAUACAGUGUGGGGAAUGCUAAACGUUAUUCAUCUUGUUCAAUAUCAGCACUAUUACACUGCUUUACUUAAGAAGCUUGCACCUGAGAGCUAUAAACAAGCUAAUGAAAGUAGUGCUGAGAGUGUUUCUUCAGGUUCAAUUGAUGAAGUACUGCGGAAUAUGGAUCAGAAUCUUUUUCGUACUCUGCCCAAGCUUUGCCCGAAGCCUCGGAUGCUUGUUUGUGCACCUUCAAAUGCAGCUACAGAUGAAUUGCUUGCACGUGUGCUGGAUCGUGGAUUCAUUGAUGGUGAAAUGAAGGUGUAUCGACCGGAUGUUGCUCGGGUGGGUGUUGAUUCUCAGACACGUGCUGCUCAGGCUGUGUCGGUGGAGAGGAGGACUGAACAGCUUUUGGUGAAGGGACGUGAGGAAAUUAUUGGUUGGAUGCACCAAUUAAAAGCUCGUGAAGCACAAUUUUCACAGCAGAUAUCUUGUCUUCAGAGGGAACUUAAUGUUGCUGCAGCAGCUGGUCGUUCUCAAGGUUCUGUUGGUGUUGAUCCUGAUAUUCUUGUUGCACGUGAUCAUAAUCGGGAUGCAUUAUUACAGAACCUUGCUGCAGUUGUGGAAGGAAGGGACAAAGUAUUAGUUGAGAUGUCUCGUCUUCUGAUUCUGGAAGAGAGGUUUCGUGCAGGCAGUGGCUUCAAUUUGGAGGAUGCACGUUCCAGUCUGGAAGCAAGUUUUGCAAACGAAGCAGAAAUUGUUUUCACAACAGUCUCAAGUAGUGGCCGCAAGCUAUUCUCUCGACUUACUCAUGGUUUUGAUAUGGUGGUUAUUGAUGAAGCAGCCCAGGCUAGUGAAGUGGCCGUCCUUCCACCCCUUUCUCUUGGUGCUGCUAGAUGUGUUCUUGUGGGAGAUCCUCAACAGCUUCCCGCAACUGUGAUUAGCAAGGCAGCAGGGACUUUGUUGUACAGCAGGAGCCUUUUUGAGAGAUUCCAGCAAGCAGGCUGCCCAACAAUGUUGUUAUCUGUGCAGUACAGGAUGCAUCCUCAGAUACGAGACUUCCCAUCCAGAUAUUUUUACCAGGGUCGUUUAACUGACAGCGAUAGUGUGGCGAACAUGGCUGAUGAGAUGUACUACAAGGAUCCUUUACUCAAACCUUAUGUUUUUUAUGAUAUUACCCAUGGAAGAGAAUCCCAUCGGGGUGGGUCUGUUUCGUACCAAAACAUUCAUGAAGCUCAAUUUGCCUUGAGAUUGUAUGAGCAUCUCCAGAAAACCUCAAAAUCCCUAAGUUGUGGUAAGGUAACUGUUGGCAUCAUAACACCGUACAAGCUGCAGUUAAAGUGCCUUCAACGGGAGUUUGAGGAGGUUUUGAAAUCUGAAGAAGGGAAGGACCUGUACAUCAACACAGUUGAUGCAUUUCAAGGGCAGGAAAGGGACGUCAUUAUUAUGUCAUGUGUGCGUGCUUCAAACCAUGGAGUGGGUUUUGUUGCUGAUAUCAGGCGUAUGAAUGUUGCCCUUACCCGUGCUCGAAGGGCACUUUGGGUUAUGGGCAACGCAAAUGCUCUAAUACAAUCUGAUGAUUGGGCUGCACUAAUUGCUGAUGCUAAGGAGAGAAAGUGUUUUAUGGACAUGGAUUCCUUGCCGAAGGAGUUCGUGAUUUCGAAGGCAUCUAAUUAUGCACCUCUAUCUGGUAGAGGAUCUACUAAUGCUCGAGCUCUUAGAGGAGGGGGAUUAAGGCAGAGGCACAUGGACACAUUUUCUGAGAUGAAAAUUGGGAUCCAGCCAAAUGAUGAUGAAAAGUCUAGUAUAUCAAUUUCCAGAAAUGGUGGCUCCCGGAAUUCAAAGCAACUUGGCUGAAGCGUCCUUCAAAUUCCAGUUUAAUCGUCAGAUGAGUCCCAUGAGGCCUGGCAAGAUGGCAUUUUUAAAGCGGCGAGUUCUGCUCUAAUCUGCCAGAGAGAUUUACGAUGACGCUGGAGGUCCUUGUAGUAUAUCCCUCCCAAAGCAAUGUGGUGUUUUAUUGCGAGAAGCGUGUUAGUGGCUUUAGAAGCUAACACGGCCGUCUGGUGAUCUAAAUCUUAAUGGCUUAUUCAGGUCAGUGUCCAAGAUUUCUUUUGAAGAUUCCAGUGCCAUCUGAGGAUGUUGGAGGAAAUGAAACUAAAGAGGAUUAUGGGUUUGCAUAUGAGAGAUCUGGCCGACUUAGCAGGAAACUCACGAGAGAAAUUAACAGGUCCAAAUUCCAAGGGAAGCCAACAGUGGAAAAUUGUCUCAACUCUCUUGAUCAUGGUUGCAAAGCGUUUAUCGCCAUGCUCUCAGCCAUGCAAAUUCUGCCUAAGCUCGCUGCUUUGUCUUCAACAAGACUUCAAGGUGAGCCAGAAGCUUGGUGUAGAUGUGUGGAUCAGCCCUAACUCAUCUAGCUCCAACCUUCUAAAGGUACUCUUCAAGUUCUCCGGUCCAGAACGCCUCAAACUGUACAGAUACUACGAUCUAUUUAUGGGUUUUGCAGCGGCAUGAUCGAUCACUGCCUCCCAUGUACCAUGUUGCAACUCGACUACAAAGUAGGACGAGCUUAUGCCGUCUUAGAACAUAUUGUGCCUGUGAACAUGAACCAUAACUGUUGCCCAACGUUCAUGAGUCCUGUAGCAGUAAUCUCUUCGUGGCUGCCAGAUUCAGAAACAGGAGGUUACCGAUGCUUGCGAAUCUAACCUAGAGAUGCUUAUCCUCUAUUCUGUACAUUAUCUUUUUAGUGGAAUAAGAGUUUUGAUGUAGUUGAUUUGCUAUCAA